This is a messenger RNA of Cordyceps militaris CM01, 1104 nucleotides long. RefSeq names its product phosphorylcholine phosphatase. NCBI's taxonomy places the organism in Eukaryota, Fungi, Ascomycota, Sordariomycetes, Hypocreales, Cordycipitaceae. The record is from RefSeq and is a predicted model, not a curated record. The coding region runs from base 1 to 1104 and encodes 367 amino acids. The transcript has a single exon.
AUGACCAAGCUCCUGACCGCCGUGAGCCUCGCGCUCGCCUCGACCGGGCUCGUCGCGUCGGCCUCGCCCGUCGACGCCGCCGUCGAUGCCGCCGCCAAACCAUGCCUCAAGGGCCCCGCGCUGCGGCACUGGCCGCGCUCGGCGGCCACGGCGCUCAACACCAUGAUUGCGGCCAACGCGCACCAGGGCCGGUACGCGGCCUUUGACAUGGACAACACGAGCUACCAGUACGACCUCGAGGAGUCGCUGCUGCCGUACCUCGAGAACAAGGGCGUCAUCACGCGCGACACCAUGGACCCGUCGCUCAAGCUCGUCCCCUUCAAGGACACGGCCGCGCACAACGAGACGCUCUACAGCUACUACCUGCGCCUGUGCCAGAUUGACGACGCCAUCUGCUACCCGUUUGCCGCGCAAAUCUUUAGCGGCAUCCCCCUGCGCACGCUCAAGGUGUACGUGGACGAGCUCAUGGCGCUCAACGGCACCGUGCACACGAGCUACUACGAGGGCGACGAGCUCGUCAAGGUCGACGUCAGCCCGCCCCGCGUGUUCCGCGGCCAGGUCGAGCUGUACAACAAGCUCAUGGCCAACGGCAUCGAAGUGUACGUCGUGUCGGCCGCGUCCGAGGAGCUGGUGCGCAUGGUCGUCGCGGACCCCAAGUAUGGCUACAACGUCAAGCCGGAAAACGUCAUUGGCGUCACGACGGCCCUCCGCAACGUCGGCAGCACCGCGCUCACCUCGGCGCGCAAGCAAAUCAGCGCCGGCGCGUACGACGAGGCCGCCAACCUGGACCUCGUCAUGACGCCCUUUCUCUGGACCCCGGCCACGUGGAAGACGGGCAAGUGGGCUGCCAUCUUGUCCUACAUUGACAUGUGGAAGAAGCCCGUCCUCGUCGCCGGCGACACGCCCGACAGCGACGGGCCGAUGCUGUUUCACGGCGUCGACGUCCGCAGGGGCGGCAUCCACCUCUGGGUCAACCGCAAGGACAAGUACCAGAAGCAGAUUGACCAGAUGAAGACGGACUUUGCGGCCGCCCAGGCCAAGGAGGGCUGGCCGGUGACGGCCGACAAGAACUGGGUCACGGUGAAGCCGGCGGACAUUUUGUAA